AUGGUUCAGGCUGGGGUUGAGGUACCCGACAAGUACAGUCGGUUCAUAGGUCUCCGGAAAACCCUCGAGCACAGAGCUGAUUCCAUGCCCAUGAACGAGGAUCGUCCCUUCGGAAAAAGUGCUAUUGUCACCAUGGAAAGAAUAGUGAUCAUUAACGACCAACCUGACUAUGCCGGGGUAUUCAAUGACCGUGGAGAGUUCGAGUACGGAGGCUUUGGGGAUGAAGAAUCUGAUGACAUAGAGUCUGUAAAUGGCACGGGGUAUGACGCGGAUUCUGAAGACUACGCAGAGUUUGAUGAUAGCGAUUGGUGA
Messenger RNA from Aspergillus calidoustus, 312 nucleotides. NCBI's taxonomy places the organism in Eukaryota, Fungi, Ascomycota, Eurotiomycetes, Eurotiales, Aspergillaceae. The record is from the annotation of a GenBank genome assembly.